Lontra canadensis (Northern American river otter) is the source of this 1294-nucleotide messenger RNA. RefSeq names its product aldo-keto reductase family 1 member D1 (gene AKR1D1). The transcript is spliced from 9 exons. Gene Ontology annotation, molecular function: ketosteroid monooxygenase activity; aldose reductase (NADPH) activity; steroid dehydrogenase activity. The record is from RefSeq and is a predicted model, not a curated record. Gene Ontology annotation, biological process: bile acid biosynthetic process. The coding region runs from base 75 to 1055 and encodes 326 amino acids. NCBI's taxonomy places the organism in Eukaryota, Metazoa, Chordata, Mammalia, Carnivora, Mustelidae. Gene Ontology annotation, cellular component: cytosol.
AGAUCUUUUCAAAGAGACUCCUCUAGAGGCAUCCAGAAUCACUGAUAAAAUUUGAAACCCAGAGUCUCUCCAGGAUGUCCCUCAGCGCUGUAAAUCACCGCAUUCCUCUAAGUGAUGGAAACAGCAUUCCGGUCAUCGGUCUUGGGACAUAUUCAGAGCCUAAACUGACCCCUAAGGGGACCUGUGAGAAGUCAGUGAAGAUUGCCAUCGACGUAGGGUACCGGCACAUUGAUGGGGCCUACAUCUACCAGAAUGAGCACGAAGUGGGGGAGGCCAUCAGGGAGAAGAUAAAAGAAGGAAAGGUGCGGAGAGAGGAUAUUUUCUACUGUGGAAAGCUGUGGGCUACAAGGCAUGACCCAGAGAUGGUCCGCCCAACUCUGGAGAAGACACUUAAUGUCCUCCAACUAGAUUAUGUGGAUCUUUACAUCAUUGAAAUACCCAUGGCUUUCAAGCCUGGAGAUGAACCCUAUCCUAAAGAUGAGAAUGGCAAAUGGUUAUAUCACAAGUCAAAUCUGUGUGCCACUUGGGAGGCUUUGGAAGCUUGCAAAGAUGCUGGCUUGGUGAAAUCUCUUGGAGUAUCCAAUUUUAACCGCAGGCAGCUGGAACUCAUCUUGAACAAACCAGGACUCAAACAUAAGCCAGUCAGCAACCAGGUCGAGUGCCACCCAUAUUUCACCCAGCCAAAACUCUUGAAAUUUUGCCAACAACAUGAUAUUGUCAUUAUUGCAUACAGCCCUCUGGGUACCUCCAGGAAUCCAAGCUGGGUGAAUGUAUCCUCCCCACCUUUGCUAAAGGAUGAACUUCUAAACGCACUGGGAAAAAAGUACAGUAAGACAGCAGCUCAAGUUGUUUUACGUUUCAACAUCCAGAGAGGAGUGGUUGUUAUUCCUAAAAGUUUUAACCCUGAAAGGAUCAAAGAAAACUUUCAAAUCUUUGACUUUUCUCUCACUGAAGAAGAAAUGAAGGACAUUGAAGCCUUGAAUAAAAAUGUCCGCUUCGUGGAGAUGCUCAUGUGGUGUGAUCAUCCUGAAUACCCAUUUCAUGAUGAAUACUGACUUCAGAAUGCUCCUGAACUGAUUUUUCCCUCCCAUGAAUGUCAGAACCUUGGGCCGGGUAGCUCCCCAGAUGAAGAAAUUUUAAAAGUUUUCCUAUCUUUAGAUAAAGUGGUGAUGUUACAUGCUUAAGUUUUGUGCAGAGUAAAUGACUUUGGCUUAGGUAUAUGAAGAAAAAAAUAUGUUUAAAUCUGUUGAAAUAAUUAUUUGUAAAUUAUAAGCUAAUAUUUUAUUGGAUCAAG